This is a messenger RNA of Solanum tuberosum (potato), 1260 nucleotides long. RefSeq names its product anthocyanidin 3-O-glucoside 2'''-O-xylosyltransferase-like. Lineage: Eukaryota; Viridiplantae; Streptophyta; Magnoliopsida; Solanales; Solanaceae. The record is from RefSeq and is a predicted model, not a curated record. Gene Ontology annotation, molecular function: UDP-glucosyltransferase activity. The coding region runs from base 1 to 1260 and encodes 419 amino acids. The transcript has 2 exons.
AUGACAGAGUCCAUAGAAGAGUCAAAACUGGAAAUAGUGAUGUUCCCAUGGCUUGCUUUUGGUCACUUAAUCCCAUACAUGAAUCUGUCAAAUGAACUUGCAAAAAGAGGUCACAAAAUCUCAUUCUUGUUGCCCAAAAAUGCUGAAGUUAGACUUCAAAAACUCAAUCUUUACCCAAAUCUCAUCACAUUACAUAAACUGACAAUGCCUCACGUUCAUGGCCUUCCAUAUGGAGCAGAGACUACAGCUGAUGUUCCUGGAUCCUUGGAGAGUCUAUUAGCAACAGCUUUUGAUGAAUUGUAUGAUGAAAUCAAAUCUUUUCUUCAAAAUCUAAAACCCCAUUUCGUUUUCUUUGAUUUUGCUUAUUGGAUUCCUGAUUUAGCACUAGAAAUUGGGGGUAUCAAGACUCUAUGUUACAAAGUUGUUUGCCCUGCUAUAUCAUCUAUAGCAUUGAUUCGAUCACCGGUUAAGACUACAUUUAUGGCAUCAACUGCAGCUGAGCUAGUAAAGCCACCACCAGAUUACCCUUCUACUACUGUGGUGUUGCGUGAAAGUGAAGCUAAGUUGUUAUCAUUUCUAUUUCAUGAAUAUGGCAAGGGGGUGACAUUUUACGAACGAUCCAAGAAGGGAAUGACAGGAUGCAACGCAAUAGGUGUGAAAACAUGUAGAGAGAUUGAAGGAACCUUUUGUGACUACAUAGCAACACAAUUUGAAAAGCCAGUCCUGUACACAGGGCCUGUUCUUGCUGAACCGACAAAGGGGCCUUUAGAAGAACAUGGAUUAUCGGAUUGGCUCGAGAAAUUCGAGGCAGGAUCAGUAGUGUUCUGUGCAUUUAGGAGCCAAAUGAUUCUUGAAAAGAAACAGUUUCAACAACUUGUUUUAGGCUUUGAACUGACUGAGUUACCAUUUCUUUUAGUUGUUAAGCCACCUGAAGGGACAAAUUCAGUAGAAGAAGCCUUGCCGGAGGGAUUCAAAGAAAGGGUUCAAGAAAAAGGAUUGAUUCUUGAUUGUUGGGUGCCACAAUUGGAGAUUUUAAGUCACAAAUCAGUUGGUUGUUUUGUGACUCACUGUGGUUAUGGGUCGAUGUGGGAGUCUUUGGCACUGUGUGAUUGUCAAUUGAGAGGUAGCCAAAUUGGUCGUCUUGUGAAAGAGAAUCAUAAGAAAUGGAAGGAACUUCUUUCGAGUCCUGGCUUCAUGAGUAACUACAUUGAUAACUUCAUUCAAGACUUGCAUGGGCUUCUAGUUGAAAAGACUAGAUAA